Coprinopsis cinerea okayama7#130 is the source of this 588-nucleotide messenger RNA. RefSeq lists its product as hypothetical. The record is from RefSeq and is a predicted model, not a curated record. The transcript has a single exon. Lineage: Eukaryota; Fungi; Basidiomycota; Agaricomycetes; Agaricales; Psathyrellaceae. The coding region runs from base 1 to 588 and encodes 195 amino acids.
AUGUACCGAGUCAUUAAUCCCGCCCAGCUCUCCUCAGACAGCACUCUCUCCGGAGCACUUGGCUUCGCGACCGCAGGAACUCAGCAAUCCGUCCGUGUUCCCCAAGGUCUCUUCAUCUUUCAACAGGAGCAGCGACGAACUGAAUCUCAAGCCAAAGACCCCAUCCCAGCUGUCACGACGGUCCGGGGAGAUGGGAUACCCUUCAAGUGCCUCCCUAGACCCCUCGAGCUUCCCGGCGCGAUGAUCGAGAACCCAGACGGCCCCGCAAUCGAGAACAUUGACCGUGUCGGAAAUGGCCUCGCCUACUUUCACAUCCUCUGGCCCGGAUACGAAGGCAAGACCUACGAGUUUAGAUGCAAGCAGGCCAAUGGAAAGUCUGUGACCAGGCGUGACUUUAUAAAACGAGUCAUAGUGAUUCUAGACAAGUUUUUCGCCACUGUUCAAGAAGAAGGUGAAAUAUGUACUGAUCCAAAGUGGAGGAUCGGCGAGGGUGGUAUCAAAUUUACAGACCUGAGGCUAAGGAAGAUUAUGAACGUGGCCACCAAUAAGCAUUGGCAAGCGGAAAUCCUUGUAGAACUUAGAAACUAA